AUGUUGCUCCAGGUCAAGCAGCAGAUCCUCAAUCCCAUCAACAAAUCACGAUCAUCAAGGUCAUCCCAAUCGUUGCUUAAGCUACAGCUGAUGAAGUUGGAAGAGGAACGCGCGUUUGAAGAAGCGGAAGCUGCAAAGUUUCGAGAAUACCUGAAGCAGAAGUACCGGCUUUUAGAACAGAUGUCUACCAAAACGGAAACAAGCUACAGUGAUACCGGAAGCCGAAUAGGAAGAUGGGUGAACAACGUCAACGACGCCCUUCAGGACGCCGGGGGAGCAACAGAGGCCUUCAAUCCCAAGGGACAUUCUACAACCAGUAUUCCUGCUAAUCAACCGGAGCCGAUCCAUCUCCCUUCGAAUCGUAGCGGUCAUCAUCAUAUUCCGAACAGCACACCUGUAUGUGAAGCGAAACCUUGUGGCAAAAGUGGCUGUGCAUACUAUCACCACGAGCUCCUGCAUAAUGCUAAAAAAUGCCAGCAUACCACUCCCAAAACGCCGGCAAUGACGAAUGUGACAAGGACCCUGCAAGCAGAUUCGAACUCUGUCCAAGGAUGCAAUACACACCAAUCAGCCAACAAUACAGUUCUAUUCCGGUACAUACCCGUGAUCCUGCAUGGGAAAGGUGCAUCCAUUCAAACUUUCGCCUUUUUGGACGAAGGUUCCGCAAUGACGCUGUUGGAUCAGGAAUUAGCCGAUAAGCUCAAUUUGUCCGGUCCUAUUCAACCUCUUGGCCUACGAUGGACGGGUGGUACAGAGCGUUGUGAAACUAAUUCACGGGUAGUGGAUAUACGAAUCACUGGAACGCAUAACAAUGCCCAGGAAUAUCAACUGAGCGGAGUACGAACAGUCAAGGAACUCAUGUUGCCAUACCAGUCACUCGACAUGGUGCAGAUGACUAAACAAAAUCCACACUGUCGUAAACUGCCAAUAGAGUCCUACUUCAAUGUUCGUCCACAGAUUCUCAUUGGUUCGAAGCACGCUGCAGCCGGUCUGGUAUUAAAGAGCAAGGAGGGAAGCCUGGACGAGCCCAUCGCUGUUAAGACCCGGCUGGGAUGGACAGUAUACGGGGGAUGUAAUGAAGACACGAUCUCAAACAUAACUCAAUACUCGUUCCACGUUUACGAAACCGAAGAGCAGUCUGAUGCGCUUCUGCAUCAAACAGUCAAGGACUACUUUUCCCUGGACAGCAUCGGCAUAUCGAAAUCUGGGAAAGAACUCCUCUCAACAGAUAAUCAACGGGCGAUAUCACUCCUCCAAAACCUCACUAAGUUCAACGGAAAGCAGUACGAAACUGGGUUACUCUGGCGGCACGAUGGAUCUCGCUUGCCGGACAAUAGGGAGAUGGCACUUCGUCGAUAUUACGGACUCGAAAAACGAAUGCAGAAAAAUUCAGAGCUGGCCAUCACGCUACAAAAUAAAAUCGAGGAAUAUUUGUUCAAAAACUACAUUCACAAGCUUACCAACGAGGAGUUGAGCGAACAUUACCCGCGUGUUUGGUAUCUGCCCAUCUUCCCCGUGUUUAACCCAAAUAAACCAGGUAUAAUUCGCAUUGUCUGGGACGGUGCAGCCACAACCUUUGGCGUAUCCUUGAAUUCCGCUCUUAUCACGGGUCCUGACCAGUUGUGCUCAUUGUUUACCAUCCUACUCCAAUUCCGUGAGCAUGCCGUGGGAGUCACCGGAGAUAUAAGAGAAAUGUAUCAUCAGGUUCUAAUCAAUAAAGAGGACCAACAGUGCCAAAGGUUCUUUUGGAAAGAUGAGAACAAUGAGCCGGAAGUUUACGUAAUGAAUGUCAUGACUUUUGGGGCAAGCUGUUCACCAUCAUGCGCACAAUACAUCAAAAAUGUCAACGCUGAACGAUUCGCUACCACAUAUCCCGAAGCAGUGGACAUCAUCGUGAACAAACACUACGUUGAUGACGCCAUGUUCAGUACAGACACGCCGGAACACGCCACCCGGCUUGCUCGUGAGAUCCGUCAGAUUCACUCCGAUGGUGGAUUUGAGAUACGCAACUGGGUGAGUAAUUCUCAGCAAGUACUAUCGGCACUUCAUGAGGACAUCACCGCAGAAAAAAGUAUGGAUCUAUCUACAAGUCCUAUGGCCACCGAGAAAGUAUUAGGAAUGUGGUGGUGCACCGCAUCCGAUAACUUCGUUUACAAAAUCAAAUGGGACCGUUACGAUCCAGAUCUGCUGACGGGAACUCUCAGACCAACUAAACGUCAGAUGCUGCAAAUCCUAAUGUCCCUCUUUGACCCUCUGGGUUUGAUAGCUCAUUUCCUGAUAUCGACCAGCGGUACUACUGGACGGAUUCUCGUGAUGUCCUCAGUUGGAUCAGUUCAGAUCAUCGACGAUAUAGCGUAUUUGUAG
Molecule: messenger RNA, 2364 nt
Organism: Aedes albopictus (Asian tiger mosquito)
Lineage: Eukaryota; Metazoa; Arthropoda; Insecta; Diptera; Culicidae
Exons: 4
Coding region: 1-2364 (787 amino acids)
Source: RefSeq, a predicted model, not a curated record